AGCUAUGCGGCUGGCUGGUUGGUUGUUCAACCAUGACCGUCAUAUGGAUGAAAACAGCUCUCUGAUUCCCUCAGAACUCCGAGAGUAGAGCUUCAUAUGAGGACCUCCACUUAUGUAGACGUGGGAUUUUCGACUGCAAACCUGCUGGGAACAGUUCGGUGAUAAGUUCCUUUCCGCCGAGGUCUUGCUUAUGCAACUACAUUGUGAAACCUUCAAAUGAUCUCGUGUCGCGAAUAGUUUAACUAGAGUCAGUCAUCUGCGUAACCUGUUUUCCGUCGAGUUGCCGUAGCCCUCGUUACGCCAGGGACCGUUUCACCGAGUCGGUGCCACUACGGUACACCGUCUAAUACGCCACUCUGUUCCCAUGAGGAGACAGAGCAUGGCCCUGCUCAGCUCAGGCUACCCGGCCGCUUUUCAAGGUGGACUACCGUGCAGCGGGCUCUUUUCGCUAGGUGUGCCUGGCGCGUCGACCCCGCUGCCGUACCCCAACCUGUCCCUGAUGAGGGUCCCGCCGCACCUUCCCAUGGGCUUCGCGGUAGCCAAUCUCUCCGCUGCUUACCUCCAGUCGCCCCAGUCCCGGUCGGACUCGGAAUUCUCGGCCGUUCUGUCCAAGCACCACCAGCAGCAUCACCAGUACCCCCAGCAAUCCCAGCUUAAUCCCACCCUUGCCCAGACUACCAACUCCUCGCCCAAACGCAAAGGUGUCACGAACUUCUCGAUUGCCGGUAUCCUGGGCCGGGACGAGGACGCCAAAGCCACCGAGAAAUGUACAGAGACUAGCCCGCCAAAGACGGCGCGCGCGCCCGAGGAAUCCUCGGCGAACGAUCCGGAGCUGGAGUCCAAAGUGCACGUGAAAACAGAAUGCUUGAGUUCUCCAAAAGGUGAUGAGGAGGAAACGGACAACCCUCUAACCAGAUUUUCCUGGCUACAGUGCACAAGAUAUAAGCCACCUCGAUUGCCAAGAGCUAAGCGGAAGGAUGGAGCCAAGAAACGCAAGCUGGGUCGCAAUCCCCGUGUGCCCUUCUCCCCUGCCCAGGUCACCACACUGGAGCAGAAGUUCCGCUGUACCCACUACCUGAGCAGCAUCGACGUGGCCGAGCUGUCUGCAGCGCUCAACCUGUCCGAGAAUAGGGUCAAAAUCUGGUUUCAGAACCGAAGGGCUCGGGAACGACGCGACAAAGAGGCGGCCAGCAAGGACGCUCCGUCCUCACCGAACGGAACCCUGAUGAAGCCCUGCAGCUCUCCGGCACCCGCCACCGGCCCGUCCUCGCUGAUCACCAUGGGACAUCCCGCGCUGUCGCCCUCUCCAGUGGACGGCUGUGCCUCUGCUUUUACCCCGCUCUCGUAUCCGUUCAGCCGUUAAGUAUUCAAAUACGUCAGAAUUUCUGGUCUUUGUUCAGAAAAAAAUACUUAAAUAUAGUACUUCCAUUGCAAGGAAAUACAGUACAAGAUCACGGUGUCGUUGAUUCUCUUUGUUCAGAUAGUGGUUGAGGCAUGAGGAUAGAACUACCGAAAUUAGCUACCAAAAUCGAGGGGAAGUUUAGGGGCGAUGUGGACACUGAAGUUAAAAAGGAUUUCGAUUUAUUUGAUCUCGUUGAUAGUUGUAUGUAAAUGUAUGUUAAAAACUGGAUCAGUUCAAAACCAGUUCUUUCAAGAGAGAGAGAGAGAGAGAGAGAGAGGGGGGAUAGUGGCGUUGUAGGUCCAACCGUAUAUAGUGUCCAUCCCUCACUUUGAGCAAGUACAUUUUGCUUCCAAAGAUUUUAUCGAUCUAAUUUAGUCCUGAGAUUUCACGGUGUCUUAUCAAACCUGACUGAAAAUGAUAAUUUUGGAUACAAUCCAAUUAGAUUUCAGUUUCUUUCUUUUUUUCCCCCAGAAAGUAUAGAUUUAAUGACCUUAAUGUAAUUAUUUCGGCAUUUUUUAAAAGGCACCUUGCCUCCCCCGGGGACGUCUACUUCAGUCAAGUAACAUUUUCAUACAAAGUUUUAUAGAUGGAAAAUCUCGUAUAUGAUUGAACCUGUUUUUUCAGCAAUUAACAAAUAGAAACCCACUCAAGGACAACAUAUUCCUGAUAAUUGUUAUUUUACAUAGUUAUUUAUUUAUGAAAGGCGCUCGUCAUUCGAGUGCAGACAGCCCACAUCAGCACAAGACUAUUCUAAAAAGUGCUCUCAGAGUAAAAUUAAUUCUGAUAUGUUGGCUAAGCCUUAUAACUAAAUGGAUACCCCAAGAUUUUGUGUCAAGUAUUUUUUUACCCAAAGUCAUUGAGGCAUGAUAUUUAAGAUAUAAGGUUCUGGCAAAUCAUUUCAAUCAGCUGUGCCGCAUGACCGUAAGUCACUCACCUGCAGAGGCUACGUAUUCGCCCGUGUUGGUGAUGUUUGAUAUUUAUUGGAUAGCUCAAAUGAAAACUUCAUCCGUCCCAUCUUUCACAAGUUAGCUUUUUGCAGUUCUCCUAAGCUGCUUUACAUAUUUAUUUUAGUUUUGAACAAAGAUCUAAUUUUGAUGUAAAGUCAGAGAUCCCAAAUGUCUUAAUAUCACCGAUUAAAUGACUUCAAUUAAUUAGUGAAGUGUGUCAGUUUAGUACAUAAUAAAAGUAAAUUGUUGAUGCGUAAUGCUGUGUACUAAAAAGUACCUUGAAGUUAAAAAAGGUUUUUUAAAAUAAGGUAGUAUAAUAGAACUGUGUAAAUAUCAUAAAUCUAAAUAUUGUUGGAUGGAAUAAAACAGAUGUAAAGAUGAAA
Molecule: messenger RNA, 2732 nt
Organism: Acanthaster planci (crown-of-thorns starfish)
Lineage: Eukaryota; Metazoa; Echinodermata; Asteroidea; Valvatida; Acanthasteridae
Product: homeobox protein XHOX-7.1-like
Biological process (GO): regulation of transcription by RNA polymerase II; embryonic morphogenesis
Cellular component (GO): nucleus
Molecular function (GO): DNA-binding transcription factor activity, RNA polymerase II-specific; RNA polymerase II transcription regulatory region sequence-specific DNA binding
Source: RefSeq, a predicted model, not a curated record